This is a messenger RNA of Orcinus orca (killer whale), 1794 nucleotides long. Its product is annotated as ribulose-phosphate 3-epimerase-like. Lineage: Eukaryota; Metazoa; Chordata; Mammalia; Artiodactyla; Delphinidae. Gene Ontology annotation, biological process: carbohydrate metabolic process; pentose-phosphate shunt; pentose-phosphate shunt, non-oxidative branch. The transcript has a single exon. Gene Ontology annotation, molecular function: D-ribulose-phosphate 3-epimerase activity; metal ion binding. Bases 9 to 695 code for a protein of 228 amino acids. The record is from RefSeq and is a predicted model, not a curated record. Gene Ontology annotation, cellular component: cytosol.
CUAGCACCAUGGUGUCCGGCUGCAGGAUUGGCCCGUCCACCCUCAACAGCGAACUGGCCAGUUUAGGGGCGGAGUGCCUUCGGAUGCUGGAUUCUGGGGCCGAUUAUCUGCACCUGGAUGUAAUAGACGGGCAUUUUGUUCCCAACAUCACCUUUGGUCACCCUGUGGUAGAAAGCCUCCGAAAGCAGCUAGGCCAGGACCCUUUCUUUGACAUGCACAUGAUGGUGUCCAGGCCGGAACAGUGGGUAAAACCAAUGGCUGUAGCAGGAGCCAAUCAAUAUACUUUUCAUCUCGAGGCUACUGAGAAUCCGGGGGCUUUCAUCAAAGACAUUCAGGAGAAUGGAAUGAACGUUGGCCUUGCUAUCAAACCAGGAACUACAGUUGAGUAUUUGGCACCAUGGGCUAAUCAGAUAGAUAUGGCCUUGGUUAUGACAGUGGAACCUGGAUUUGAAGGGCAGAAAUUCAUGAAAGGUAUGAUGCCAAAGGUUCACUGGUUGAGGACCCAGUUCCCAUCUUUGGACAUUGAGGUUGAUGGUGGAGUAGGUCCUGACACCAUCCAUAAAUGCGCAGAGGCAGGAGCUAACAUGAUUGUAUCUGGCAGUGCCAUUAUGAGGAGUGAAGACCCCAGAUCUGUGAUCAACCUGUUAAGAAAUGUUUGCUCAGAAGCUGCUCAGAAACGUUCUCUCGAUCGAUGAAACCACAAGGAGUCCAGUGUUUCUGCUUAUGAGAUCUCCUUUUUAUUGGAAAACAAGAAUAUUGACUACCAAAUUGUACCACAGUUGAGGCAGUGCUGCUUUUCCUAGCAAUUAUUCAUUCCAGUGACUAAAAUCCAUUUUGCAGAAUGUUCCAAGAGGUUAGAAAUUGGUAUGUAUUAUGUUUUCAGUGACAGAAUUUAAAGAUUAGUGUGGUAAAAUACCAUUUUUACUGGGAGACUUGAUUUUUAUAAAGAGUAAAAAUAUGGCUGUAUCAAGGUUAUGAACAGAAAUGUGUCUUAAUGCCUAAGGAAGGCAUAUUAGCUACUAUGAAAAAAAUUUUUUUCUGUAUUUCUAAAAAGAGUUUUCUUUGCUUCUUGGCUUUUCUGAAAGCAGAGGAAGUCCUGUUUUUCUCGUUUCGUGUCAUUUUUGACUUGUGUAUUUGCGUGAUAACUAAGUUUGGAUCUGGCAGCGAUGGAUGGCUCUUCUAGCUUCGAAAACAUCUAUUUUUUACUUUGCACCUUAUAUUUGAUACAUAAAAAAACCAGUGUAUUAUGAAGUCCAGGGAUUUUCAGGUGGUCUGUUGUAAAACGCAAGCACAAGUUUUAUCAGGGUGUUUUCUUUGUUAACUUUGCUAUAGCGGCAGGUUAUUCAGUGGUUCUUCCCCCACCCCCUACCCACCCUCCACCAACCCCAUUUCCCCUUUUUCUUAAUCACACCCACUGUUCUGAAGGACAUAAAAUGUUUUCCUAGCUGUAUGCUAAAAGGAAAGGAAGGCCUCUAUUUGGAAGUAAUAUUAAGUUGAAUCCUCUCUUCCCCUUUCUAUUUGUUUGACCUUAGCAAACCAAUCCAACCAACCUCUUUGAGCUGAUUAUUAACUGAUUUAUAUAUUGAAUGUAAUCAUAACAACAGUGGGGGGUUGUGUUGAGGAUUAAGAGAUACUAUUAAUUAUAUACGUAAAGCUUCCACUACUAUUCCUAGAAUUGUAGGGUAGUAGAAUUUGAGGAUGCUCAAUACAAAGUAGCUAUCAUUAUAUAAAUGUAUGCUUUGUAGAUUAUAAAGUAUGUUGAUGAUAUCUCAUUAAACCCACAAAUCAGUCCUA